Pipistrellus kuhlii (Kuhl's pipistrelle) is the source of this 825-nucleotide messenger RNA. RefSeq names its product cytochrome c oxidase assembly factor 3 homolog, mitochondrial. The record is from RefSeq and is a predicted model, not a curated record. Gene Ontology annotation, cellular component: mitochondrial inner membrane. The transcript is spliced from 2 exons. Gene Ontology annotation, biological process: mitochondrial respiratory chain complex IV assembly. NCBI's taxonomy places the organism in Eukaryota, Metazoa, Chordata, Mammalia, Chiroptera, Vespertilionidae. Bases 42 to 362 code for a protein of 106 amino acids.
AGCCCCGCGCCCCCCCAAACUGCGAAGGGCGGAGCGGCAAUAUGGCGGCGCCGGGAGCUGGUGACCCCCUUAAUGCCAAGAGUGGCGAGGCCCCUCUGGCCCAGCGCAUUGACCCGACUCGGGAGAAGCUGACUCCUGCGCAGCUGCAGUUCAUGCGGCAGGCGCAGCUCACCCAGUGGCAGAAGACUCUGCCACAGCGGCGGACCCGGAACAUCGUGACCGGCCUGAGCAUCGGGGCCCUCGUGUUAGCUAUUUAUGGUUACACCUUCUACUCAGUGUCCCAGGAGCGGUUCCUAGAUGAGCUGGAGGAUGAGGCCAAAGCUGCGCGUGCCCGAGCGGCGGAAAGGGCAUCAGCUUCCUGAUCCAGACGGGCACCGCACUUCUCUAAGCUGCUGGAUCCCCCUCACAUGACCGAUGAUGCCCCAUGACCUGUAGAAGCUGACGCCUGCUCACAGCCUUGCUGGCCACCUUACUGACCUUGGACAAUGAUCAGCCCCAAGAAGCCAGGGAUUUAUACAGAUGGCCAUCGUCAAAGGAACGUUGCCCACCUCACACUCAUGUUUGUGGUAGUUGAACCCUUCGUAUAGUUUGUUUUGGGUUUUUUUGUUUUUUGUUUUUUUGUUUGUUUGUUUUGCAAAUUAUCUAACCUUGGCUUUUCCCAAAUGCCCUGACUUUGUGGUUUAUCCCCUUCACUUCCCAGGGGCCGGGAGAAAGGAGGACAAGAGGUGGGCUGUUGUGGGAGUGGGCGUGGCAGGUCUGUGCAGGGUGGGAGCCUGGAGGAAAGAUGGGGUCAGAUUGAGAAUAAACUGAGUCAUCUCUCUCGGA